UUCCACACUGCUUCUUCUUUCUCUCCAGCACUCUGCUUUGUCACCCUAAUUCUCCUCCCCCUACUCUUGAACUCCUCUUUUUCUCUCAAUCUGUCACUUGUGGUUGGACCGUGAUUCUUGAUCAGGGAGUAUAAAAUGCUAUUAAUGACUGACAGGAGUACAAACUUCACCACACCCAAGCUUGCAUAAGCCAAAUAUUUUCCAGAUAAACAACUUCCAUAGGCUUCACACUUCUCUCGAGUACACUGUACGGGGGUGAAGAGAGGAAAUUCAACAUGAGGAGUACUGGGAUUAACCGUGUCAUGUUUGUGGCGACCCUGGCGUUCCUGCAUGAUUGUGUGAGAGGAGAUGCUGAGGUGACCUGUGUUGUAAUGGAGAGCUGCGUCUUACCAUGUAAAUUCCAUGCUGGCAAUGAUAUACUAAUCCACUGGAUUGACAUGACCACAGGCAACAUUGUUCACUCCUACUACUAUGACAAAGACCAGUUUAAAAAACAGGACCAGCGCUUCAGGAACAGGACAUCAUUGUUCAAGGAGCAGAUUUCCAGAGGAAAUGCUUCGCUCCGGCUGACAUGGGUGGAGACUGGGGACCAGGGCAAAUACAAAUGUCACUCCAGUACACCCGAAAAAGAAGCAACUUCAUUUGUGAAUCUAAAAGUGGAAGAUGCAGCUCCAGUGACCUCGACAUCGGUCCUCCUCAAUUCUACCCAACUCAACUUUACAAAAAAUGAAAAUCAAGACGUCUCAGAAAAUGAACAUAAUAACUUAAUAAUCGGAGUGGUUUCAGGAGUUUUGGUUGCAGUACUUGGAGGCCUGAUAGGAUACUGUCUAUAUCGACAUAAAAUAUGUUGUAACAAAAACCCUCAGAGUCCACCAGCUGUAGAGCUGGUGGAGAAAAGAGAGCCAAAUGGUGAGACUGAUCUACUGAACAAUCAAGAACAAUGAAGAAUGAAAUGAUAUAUUUUUAGACUACAAUAUACUUUGCAGAGAUUUGAUGGUUUGAAAGACUCCGGCUCAUGAAGUACAGUAUCAGUGUCCUGAUGUUCUGCUAAAGAAAAAAGUAAUAGUUCAUAGUAAUAAUAAUCAUAAUAUAAUAAAAUAGACUCACAGAGGUUAGUGGACUGGAACAGAGGCAACUCUGGUUUCCUUUACAUUUGCAGCUUUGCUACCACCUGGUGGUUAUGUUUGAUUUACUACGGUGCUAAAGAAUAGAAAUGAAGAUAAAAACACACACGUUGAGCCAAAGAACAGUUACAAUUUUAAAAAUGGAACUUUAAAAAGGUUGAGAAACUGUUUUUUUUUUUUGUUUGUUUGUUUUUGGUGCAGGGGAUCUUUGUGAAUGCACAAUUUUCUGUUAAUGUUCAGUGUUGUAUUUUUCACUUUUAAACAGCACUAUGUUUACAGUAGCAGCAAAUGAACCAAGAUAAACACACCAUGUUUUCCUGUGAAAGAACAGCUGUUACAUUGUUCUAUUUCAGACACUUUCCCUCACACCUUCCUUCCUGUAGAUGUUCUUGUGCUUUUUUGUUGAUUUGCUGCAGUGUUAAGAAAUAAAAAUGAAGGCAUGUG
Molecule: messenger RNA, 1568 nt
Organism: Larimichthys crocea (large yellow croaker)
Lineage: Eukaryota; Metazoa; Chordata; Actinopteri; Sciaenidae
Product: CD276 antigen-like
Exons: 6
Coding region: 276-944 (222 amino acids)
Biological process (GO): negative regulation of T cell proliferation; cell surface receptor signaling pathway; T cell costimulation
Cellular component (GO): external side of plasma membrane
Source: RefSeq, a predicted model, not a curated record